AUGUCUGCAACAUUCCGCGGGAGGAAGCACUACAACAACCAAAACGUGCUAGCAGCUGUGGAUUUUGAUAUGAGGUUUACCUACGUGCUUGCAGGGUGGGAGGGCAGGCAGGGUCUCGGCGAGAUGAGGGCUACGUCGUCGGCGUGGGCCGUCGUGCUGCUGCUCGCCGCGCUCGUCCCCGUCUCUCUCGCAUCCGCCUCCGACCACGCAGGAUUCUCGCCGACGCGCGCGCCGCCGCUCGCCGCUCCCAUGCCCGCCCCCUCGGCGGCUCCUCCGCACCCGGCACUACCUCGCGCCGUCCUUCCCCGCAAGGUCCUCCGCCCGGCAGUUGCAGGCACUGUCCGGCCUCACCGCGUGGACGACGGGUGCGCCGGCGCCGACGACAUCGCCAUCUACCAGGGUCGCGGGACGACGCUGCCCAGCGGUGUGCCGGCGUACACGGUGGACGUCAUGAACCGGUGCUCGGCCGGCGACUGCGCCAUCGCCGGCAUCCACGUGCGCUGCGGCUGGUUCAGCUCCGUCACCCUGGUGGACCCGCGCAAGUUCCGCCGCCUCGCGCGCGACGACUGCCUCAUCAACGACGGCCAGCCGCUCCUGGCCGGGGAGACGCUGUCGUUCGAGUACGCCAACUCCUUCCCCUACCCGCUCGCCGUCGCCGUCGCCACCUGCGUCGACCCGGCCGCCGCCACCUCGCCGUAGCCGCUACAUACGGAGCGAGCUCGGUAGCACCCUCUAAAUACCUAGUCCGAUACGUAUUAUAAACUCAUACACACUGCUAGUACUACCACCGUGCUAGUUUUUUUGCAUGAUUACCUGCGACCAGUACAAGUGUAAGUAGCUGCCCGCCUGCCUGCAUGCUUCUCUCUCCCAGCUGCCGGUAGCUAGGAAAAUUUUGUUACCACUGCUAGUAUUCGAAAAACUCCAAAUGUUUGUCAACACAUGCGUGCAUGCCCAAACUGUGAUACUAGUACCACUUGUAGCAGAGAUGGAAUCGCUACUUGUCUUUUGCUGGGCCUCCAAAGAAAAGAGCAACUCUAUGGGAAUGUCAAGUAAAUGCGACAAGUCCUUU
This is a messenger RNA of Lolium rigidum, 1069 nucleotides long. Its product is annotated as TPD1 protein homolog 1A. The transcript has 4 exons. Gene Ontology annotation, biological process: cell fate determination. The record is from RefSeq and is a predicted model, not a curated record. Bases 1 to 699 code for a protein of 232 amino acids. Lineage: Eukaryota; Viridiplantae; Streptophyta; Magnoliopsida; Poales; Poaceae.